Microbotryum saponariae is the source of this 684-nucleotide messenger RNA. NCBI's taxonomy places the organism in Eukaryota, Fungi, Basidiomycota, Microbotryomycetes, Microbotryales, Microbotryaceae. The record is from the annotation of a GenBank genome assembly.
AUGCUGGGCCGUCCCACCGAGCUCGUCCAUCAGUUGGUAAUGGCCCCCAAGGCUACCACCGCCGUGCGACGACGUUGCCGACCUCCUGCACCAUGGACCCCCACGACGUCCGCGAUCAGCGCAGCCAAACCACCGGUCCACGACCUCGUCGGUGCACCUUGUCCACUCUCGAACUUACGCCCCGUCUACUAUGCGCCUUUGUUCCCGGAAUUGCACGAGUCUCCGUCAACUACAAGGUCCCCACACCCUUACUCCCUCGCCGAGUUCCCCUCGACAUCGCCAUCGCCAUCGCCCUCGUCGCUGUCGCCUUCAUUCGCAGCCCAUCAACAUCGCCUCCAAUCGCUCAAAGCCAAGUUCCAUGCUCAGGAUCUCGAGUACCGUCUAAAUCUCUACCGUCUCGACGCGCUCAACCAAAACUUUUGGGCACGUACAAACGCCGACUUCCUCGCCGCAAGAGAACGCUGGCUGUGUCAACAUUAUCCCCUGGCCGGCCGUAACGAGCGAGAUGUCGACCUGUCCUCUUUUUAUGUGCAACACCUAGCCGCAACCAAGCAUGCGUACCAAAUGUACAACGCAGAAUUGUGGAGGGCUACCGCCCGAAUGAUGUGGCCUGCGCUCAAGGCCGCCAGGAGAAAGUGGCGCUGGAAGUGGGAGGUAUGGAAGCAUGCUCGGUGGGGUGGUUGA